AAGGACACGAGGAGGGCAAGUGAAUGACAUUAGUGUUUGUUUUCGGGCGAUCUGUCGCUUUAAAGGGAUCUUUCCCAGCGCUUGUGUAGAGUGUACUGCAGUGAUCUGCUAUUGCGGAGGAGAAUUCUGCAUAGGGAACUCCCUGCACCGCAACUUUCACCAAUAAACCGACGAAUCUGCCGCUCACGAUGAGAGAGGGAGAGAGAGAGAGAGAGAGAGAGAGAGAGAGGGAGAGGGGCUUGAAUGCGCUGCUCGUGCUCUGCUCUGAAUGUGGCGGAUCAGUGCAGGAUCAGUGCAGGAUUCUGAUCCAGAACGAGCGAAAGUUUGACGCAGAACAUCAUGCGAGAGUUAGUGUGGAUCUGCUGCUUCGUGCUGCUGUGUGUCGGCUGCUCCUCACAGCUGUCCGUGUCUCCGAAGGAGGCGAGCGAGUUUCUCCGGAGACACCGGAGAGCGAACCAGGUGUUCGAGGAGACCAAGCAGGGUCAUCUGGAGAGGGAGUGUGUGGAGGAGAAGUGCACUAAAGAGGAGGCGAGAGAAGUGUUUGAGAAUGACCCUGAGACGGAAUACUUCUACCCGAAGUAUCAGGCUUGUAUGAAGAAGUUUGGAGACUCUGAGAAGAAGAAACAGGAUCUGAUCACCUGUGUCCACAAUAUUCCAGACCAAUGUUCUCCGAACCCCUGCAAUCCUCAUGGGACGGUGCGCUGUGAGGACAAAAAGGGUGAAUUCCAGUGUCAUUGUUUCACAGGAUGGAGCGGUGUCAGGUGUGAGAAAGAUGUGGAUGAGUGCAGCAGAGCGAACGGUGGAUGUGUGCACCUCUGUAACAACACCAUGGGCAGUUACCACUGCUCCUGUCGUCAUGGAUACACGCUCUCGGGUCACCACAUGUGUCUGGAUGUGGACGAGUGUGUGGAGACUCCAGACGUCUGCGGAUCUGCGCGCUGCUCAAACCUCGACGGGAGCUUUGACUGCUUGUGUGAGGACGGCUUCAUCUAUGACAACAUCCUCAAGAGCUGUGUAGACGUGGACGAGUGUGUGACGCACGUGUGUGAGGAGGAGUGUGUGAACACACCGGGAAGUUUCCGCUGCUACUGUGACGGACGGCAGGGGAAGAGACUGGGACAAGACUUCAGGAGCUGUGAGCCCAUCGAGCUUCACCGAUCGCUGGACAUGAGGAAGAACUCCCGCUCGCUGUACCUCGGACGCAUGUUCAGCGGGAUUCCUGUGGUCCGACUGCGCUUCCGCCGAAGGGUUCUGACCGGAUUCACGGCAGAGUUUGACCUCAGGACCUAUGACCCUGAGGGCGUGAUCUUCUUCGCCGGUGGACACUUGAACAGCUCCUGGAUUGUUCUGGUGAUGCAUCAUGGGAAGCUGGAGCUGCAGCUGAAGUACGGAGCUGUGAGUCGAGUGACCAGCAGUGGACCGCAGGUCAAUGACGGCCAGUGGCAUAAGAUCUCGGUGGAGGAACAGGGGCGGAGCCUCGUGAUCAAGAUUGACAGGGAGGCGGUGAUGAAGAUCGCAGUGAACGGAGAUCUGUUCACGCUGAAUAAAGGCAUGCAUGAGCUCAACCUGACGGUGGGCGGCGUUCCCUUCAGAGACGAUGGGCUGGUCAGCAGGGUUAACCCUCGCCUGGACGGGUGUAUGAAGGACUGGCGCUGGUUGACCGGUGAGGACACGUCCAUUCAGGACACCGUCCAGCACAACGAGCGCAUGCAGUGUUACACCGUCGAAGACCACAGCGCCUUCUACCCCGGACACGGAUUCGCCUUCUUCAACCACAGCCACGGAGACGCUCAGACGCUCCGUGUUCAUGUGACCCUGCGUCCGGCCUCGUCUGUAGGAGUCCUGUUUGCUCUGGUUCAUCACGACAGAGUCCCUUUCUCCAUCUCUCUGUCAGACUAUCACCCAGGGACUCUCGCCUGGUCCGAGCACGUGCUGGUGUCGUUCGGUGACGUGGUGGUGGCCAGUGUCCCGGUGAACCUGUGUGACGCUCAGACACACACCGUGAACGUGACGGUGUCCGGGAACCGCUCUCUGCUGGAGGUGGAUGGACGGCUGGCACAGACGGAGGUGAUGGAGGACACACACGCUCUGGAUCUGACGUCUUCUUACAGCACCUUUAUAGGAGGGAUUCCAGAUGUUUCUCUGGUGUCCGCUCCGGUGUCGGCCUUCUACACGGGCUGCAUGGAUGUGAGGGUCAACGGUCAGCUGCUGGACGUGGACGAGGCCCAACACAAGCACAACGACAUCCGCUCUCACUCCUGCCCCCUGGUGGACGCGCAGAAAUAACUCACGCGCAUACAGCACAGAGCCAUGUAUUACUCCCAUUAGACCAAUCAAACACAAGCUACUGAGAGUGUGCUGUAAAAUACUGUAACUGUACAUUACCACUGUAAACUGCUUUAGAGGAGGAUGACUCAAAACACACAUCUACCAUUAAAGGCCUCAGGCCUCGAUGUAGGUGCUCAUCAUCAUCAUCAUUCAGAAGCUUUUUUUUUUUUAGUCCCUCAGUUAAGUUCUUCCUUUUCAUCUUGCUGAAGUUGUUUUGUAUUUUGUUCAUGUUUGCGAGACUGAAACGCUUGGUGAAAACUAAUAAAGGCGGAUGGUGUUGUUAUGAUGAU
This is a messenger RNA of Carassius auratus (goldfish), 2618 nucleotides long. RefSeq names its product growth arrest-specific protein 6-like. Lineage: Eukaryota; Metazoa; Chordata; Actinopteri; Cypriniformes; Cyprinidae. Gene Ontology annotation, molecular function: calcium ion binding. The transcript has 15 exons. Gene Ontology annotation, cellular component: extracellular region. The record is from RefSeq and is a predicted model, not a curated record. The coding region runs from base 340 to 2286 and encodes 648 amino acids.